This is a messenger RNA of Sander lucioperca (pikeperch), 3042 nucleotides long. RefSeq names its product wingless-type MMTV integration site family, member 3 (gene wnt3). The record is from RefSeq and is a predicted model, not a curated record. Gene Ontology annotation, molecular function: cytokine activity; frizzled binding. Gene Ontology annotation, cellular component: extracellular region. The transcript is spliced from 4 exons. Lineage: Eukaryota; Metazoa; Chordata; Actinopteri; Perciformes; Percidae. Gene Ontology annotation, biological process: neuron differentiation; cell fate commitment; multicellular organism development. Bases 342 to 1409 code for a protein of 355 amino acids.
GAAAAAAGUAGAGAGAGAAAAAGAUAUCUACCUUAGGGAAGAACCUCAGAGAGAGGGAGGGAAGGAGAGGACGGGUAGGAGCGUGUGUGCAUGUGUGUAAGAGACACUUAUUCUCUUAACUACUAGGAGACAGACACACUUUCCUGGCCCGACUCAAAGAAGGGGGAAAACAGGAGGAAGAUUUUUUUUUUUUUUUUUUUUUUCAAUAUCAUUUUAAUCUUCCCAUCAUUCAACAAUCAAGCUGCCCUAAAGCUUCUCCUCCUGGAAACUCUUCUUCACUGCCUGCUGGAAGUUCUAUGUAUUGAUCCAUUUACCCUCUCACACACUACAAGGCUUACCUCAUGGAUUUGUAUCUGAUUGGAUAUUUGAUGUGUGUGUGGUUGUCCAGCUCACGGGUGCUUGGAGGCUAUCCCAUCUGGUGGUCCCUGGCCCUUGGGCAGCAGUACUCGUCACUGGGCUCCCAACCCAUCCUGUGUGGCUCUAUCCCCGGCCUCGUGCCCAAGCAGCUGCGUUUCUGUCGCAACUACAUAGAGAUCAUGCCCAGCGUCGCAGAAGGAGUCAAGCUGGGGAUCCAGGAGUGCCAGCACCAGUUUAGGGGCCGGCGAUGGAACUGCACCACCAUUAAGGACAACCUGGCCAUCUUCGGCCCUGUGCUAGAUAAAGCAACCAGAGAGUCAGCGUUUGUCCACGCCAUAGCUUCAGCAGGCGUGGCGUUUGCAGUGACGCGCUCCUGCGCUGAGGGCACGUCCACCAUGUGCGGCUGCGAUUCCCACCACAAGGGACCCCCCGGCGAGGGCUGGAAGUGGGGCGGCUGCAGCGAGGACGCAGAGUUUGGGGUGCUGGUGUCCAGGGAGUUCGCCGACGCCAGAGAGAAUCGUCCAGACGCUCGCUCAGCGAUGAACAGACACAACAAUGAGGCGGGACGCACGACCAUCCUCGACCACAUGCACCUGCGCUGUAAAUGUCACGGCCUGUCAGGGAGCUGUGAGGUGAAGACAUGCUGGUGGGCGCAGCCAGACUUCCGCAUGCUUGGUGACUACCUGAAGGACAAGUACGACAGCGCCUCCGAGAUGGUGGUGGAGAAGCACCGCGAGUCACGCGGCUGGGUGGAGACACUGCGAGUCAAGUACAACUUCUUCAAGCAUCCCACCGAGCGCGACCUGGUCUACUACGAAGGCUCGCCCAACUUCUGCGAGCCCAACCCGGAGACGGGCUCCUUUGGGACGCGCGACCGAGCCUGCAACGUGUCGUCACAUGGCAUCGAGGGCUGCGACCUGCUGUGCUGCGGCCGCGGCCACAACACCCGGACUGAGAAGCGCAAAGAGAAGUGUCACUGCAUCUUCCACUGGUGCUGCUACGUCAGCUGUCAGGAGUGUGUGCGCGUCUACGACGUCCACACGUGCAAGUGAGAGAGAGAGAGAGAGAGAGAGAGAGAGAGAGAGAGAGAGAGAGAGAGAGAGAGAGAGAGAGAGAGAGAGAGAGAGAGAGAGAGAGAGAGAGGCCUCUGGCUGCUGGACUACUAAGUGCUGCCCACCCACCACUUCAACUCCCCACCUCCUGCACGACUUCCCUGCUUCCCCCAGACACAGACACUCUGCAUCCCACACAAAAACAAAUUCACCAGCACACACACUUAGACCCUAAUGGGUAAUAAUGGCACAUCAGCUAUGGAUACUAAAAACCCUGCCCUAGAAUCCGUCUUCCAAACCACUACACCCAUUUCCGUAAUAUCUGACCAGAAAGCAUCCUGUUGACCUGACUGAUCUCUACUCUGAGGUCUAAUCCGCUCUCAUGGGAAGAAGCUACAGUUGUGCCACUUUCCCCUGCAGCAUUUGGCCCCCUCCCCUCCCCUUCGUCUUUAUUUAUUUCCCCCCUCCAUGCCAACACAAUGUUUAUGGCAUGUACAGUAACACUUUUUACCUGUGAGAUUAAUGCAGUAAAAAAAACUUUCAGACUCUUUGCUUUUGGAUUAAAAAAAAAGCAUCUUUCUAACUAACACCUCACUUGUCCGGCCAGUCUGGCUGGUUUACCUUUUUGUUUUUUAAACUAAACCAACCUCUACACCGUCACUUAAGUGACACUGAACACGUCGGCAGCCCCAGGAAACCAUCACUUUGUAACUACUGAACUGAACAGGUGUUGGAAGUGCCACAGUCCUGUCCUUUUGUAAACUACUGAGCUGAUGAAAUCCUCAGUGUUGCUGCUCUCCCUGCUGACUGACUCUACUGCACCAGUCAACCGGGAAGCCUGGAAGAUACAGUAUAUGCUACAGUCUGAUUUUAUAGCCCUGCAUUUUUUUUUUUGAAAUAUUACCAUAGGGCUGGGACUGGAGGUAUGCAGCAUGUGUGUGAACAAGCAUGCUCAUUCCACUAACUAACAACCCUACACAUGUACAUGUAUGCACUAUUCAGUUACGCCAGGUGGUAACGAUUUGAGCAUUGUUUAUGCGAGCAAAUUCUUCUUCAAUGCAAGCUAGCAGUUCUUAUGAAUGACGACUUUGUUUCCCGCAUUCGGGCACGAUCAACCUGUAAAUUGCUCAUGAUUUCCACAUGAUGCAACACAGUCGUACAUGAUUCAAUCUAAAGGAGUGAUGCGGUGAAAAGGACCAGCGUUCACAUUAUUUGGAUGAUUUGUGGCCGUUUCAUUUAUACAUGUAUGCAUCAAAUGUGAGUCAAGCUUCAGCAUGCUUAAUAUUAAUUCUGGUCUUAUGAGCAAAGUGAUUAUUGGGAGAUCUUAUUAUCUAACACUUCAGGCAUUCAUCAGGUCCAUCUGAGAGACUUUUUGUCUGACGCAAAUCUUUCUUUUAUCUCUGGUAAAAAAAAAAAAAAAAAAAAGAAAAAAAAAAAAGGGAGACAUGUCCAGACCAGAGGUUCUGAUUGGCUUUCACGCCCUCCCUUCCUCCUCUCCAUAAUUUCUUUCAGUUGGACAGUUGAAGUUUUUAACAAGCCUGAUUUAUGAACUUGUACUCUUUUCAGUACACCCCAAAAACACUCCUGCCUCGCGGUUUGGGAGAUAUCGGUAGAACAAUACAGUCUUUUAUAA